AUGGCUGCACCUCUCCAGUUACGCUGCUACUCUUUUUACGUUUCGAGAGGGUUGCAUGGCGUCGCAAAACGAAAUUCCCAACUCAUUGUUCCUGUAAUUCGAAUUGCAAGAAGUAGUAAAUUUUCCUCUGAGACAUUGCAUCAAACAGUUUCAUUACACUCUCGGUCUCAGAGCUGGGACUAUGCGCCUUUCAACUUCAACUUCAACUUGGAUGACCCGUCUCUACCACAGUUCCUGGAAUUCCUCAAAAAGAUAGCUCAUUCGUCACCGCAAGCCGAGGGUCUCCACUUAUCAAGUUUCCAAGCAAACAGGGAUUUGAUAUGUUCCGCUAUUUGGGCAUUGAGGGAGGAAUGGAAACCUGCAUUGCUUGCUUUUAAAUGGAAUUGCCAUCAUAACGAUGAUAAAGUUUGCAACUUGAUGAUAUGGGUCUUGGCAACUCAUGGAAAGUUUUCCACUGCUUGGUGCAUCAUUCGAGAUAUGCAUCGUUCCUCUCUCCCCACGCGUCAGGCUUUGUUUAUUAUGAUUGAUAGAUAUGCAUCUGCAAACAACUCAGCCAAGGCUAUUCAAACAUUCAACUUUAUGGACACGUUCAGAUUGACUCCUGAUCAGGAAGCAUUUCAUGCACUUUUGGCUGCUCUUUGUAAAUAUGGAAGCGUUGAAGAGGCUGAAGAGUUUAUGCUGGUAAAUAAGAAGCUCUUCCCACUUGAGACUGAGAGCUUUAACAUUAUUCUUAAUGGAUGGUGUAACAUAACAAAGGACGUAUAUGAAGCAAAAAGAGUUUGGAGAGAAAUGUCAAAAUACUGUAUAACACCCAAUGGUACUUCAUAUAGCUACAUGAUUUCCUGCUUCUCAAAGGAAGGGAACCUUUUUGAUUCUCUUAGACUCUAUGAUCAGAUGAAGAAAAUGGGAUGGGUCCCUGGGAUACAGAUAUACAAUUCAUUGGUAUAUGUUUUAACUCGUGCCAAUUGCUUGAAGGAAGCUCUCAGGACCAUAGAUAAGUUGAAAGAACAAGGUUUGCAGCCUGAUUCUUCUACCUUCAACUCCAUGAUACUCCCACUUUGUGAAGCUGGAAAACUAGCUGAGGCAAGGAUAGUAUUUAACUCAAUGGCAGAGGAAAAUGUUAGUCCAACCACUGAGACCUACCAUGCAUUUUUUGAGGGGACAGAUUAUCAAGGAUCGUUGGAAUUUCUGAGUAGGAUGAAGGAAUCUGGUUUAGGUCCAAAUAAGGAUUCCUUCCUCAUAAUUCUGACAAAAUUCUUAAAGUUGAAGCAACCUGUAAAUGCCCUGAAAAUUUGGACAGAAAUGAAGGCAUAUGAUGUGGUCCCUAGUUGUGUGCAUUACAGAAUAAUGGUUGAAGGGCUUGUAACGUGUAGGUGGUUCAUAAAGGCCAGAUAUUUUUAUGAGGAAAUGAUUUCAAAUGGAUGUUCAGCGGAUCCAAAGCUUAAUAAGCUCAUUCAGAAAGAAGUACAAGUACUUGAUCGUGGUGAUAAAGGACAACAGAAUGUAAAAAAUGGUAAUAGUAGUAAAGAGAAGCUGAUGCUCCCCAUAUUUGCCAUUCCACAUUCUACCACGGAGCAUACCAUAUUAGCACUUACUGCUAAUAUUGGAGCAGCAGAUGUACGGAGAGCACUGGAAAAUAUUGAGUGA
Sphenostylis stenocarpa is the source of this 1647-nucleotide messenger RNA. The record is from the annotation of a GenBank genome assembly. Lineage: Eukaryota; Viridiplantae; Streptophyta; Magnoliopsida; Fabales; Fabaceae.